AUGAUUUUUCCUAGCUCUCUAAUCUAUCUAUCUAUCUAUCUAUCUAUCUAUCUAUCUAUCUAUCUAUCUGUCGUGGUUGCUCCUAUCUAUCUAUCUAUCUAUCUAUCUAUCUAUCUAUCUAUCUAUCUAUCUCAAUCCCUUUUGGUUAUUCCUAUCUAUUUAUCUAUCUUUCUAUCUAUCUGUCUUUUCUAUCUAUCUGGGCCAGUCUGUCACCUUUAUCAAUUUUUUCUUUCUAUCUUUGUCUAUUCAUAUCUAUCUAUCUAUCUAUCUAUCUAUCUAUCUAUCUAUCUAUCUAUCUAUCUAUCAGCGCUAAAAUUGCUAUUACGGCAACCAUUUUUGUCUCCUUUUUUUCUUUUCUUUUGUUCUCUCUUCGGUCAUCUUUAUUCAGUUGAGGAAGAUGGCAAAAAGCUCUACCUCCUCCUCCCCCACCCUGCCCACACCUCUCUCUCUCUCUCCCUCUCUCUCACGCACACACACACGCACACACACAUCCACUCAAUCACAGACACGUUCCUACUGAACUACGGAAUCAAAACGCAGACAUUUAGUUUCGUUCGGACACUAUCUAUCUAUAUCAAUCUGUUCAUAUCUAUCUAUCUAUCUAUCUAUCUAUCUGUCUGUCUGUCUGUCUAUCUAUCUAUCUAUCUCAGUAUAUAUUGGUUUGGUUUGUUUUACGGCAUAUCAACUUCAAUGGGUUAUUUAAUGCCGACAAUUUUUAUUGCUGGUAAUAUUUUUAUCUAUCUAUCUAUCUAUCUAUCUAUCUAUCUGUCUGUCUGUCUGUCUAUCUAUCUAUGUAUCUAUCUAUCUCAGUAUAUAUUGGUUUAUUUUACGGCAUAUCAAUCUCAAUGGGUUAUUUAA
Molecule: messenger RNA, 858 nt
Organism: Acanthosepion pharaonis
Lineage: Eukaryota; Metazoa; Mollusca; Cephalopoda; Sepiida; Sepiidae
Source: the annotation of a GenBank genome assembly